Molecule: messenger RNA, 915 nt
Organism: Pyrus x bretschneideri (Chinese white pear)
Lineage: Eukaryota; Viridiplantae; Streptophyta; Magnoliopsida; Rosales; Rosaceae
Product: lectin-like protein
Molecular function (GO): carbohydrate binding
Source: RefSeq, a predicted model, not a curated record
UAUCUUGCUCUUUGGAAAUGCAACAACAGAUUCUGGUGUUCUUUCUCUCACAACCAACACCACAUUUUCCAUUGGCAGAGCUCUCUACAACGCCAAAGUCCCACAAGGUAUCCAAACUCCUUAAACCUUCUGCCUUUCACAACCUCCUUCACCUUUUCCAUAACCCCACACAAGGACUCUCUCCCCGGCCAUGGAUUCGUCCUUGUUUUCGUUCCCUCUCCCGGCAUCCAAUCCGCCUCUCCAUCCCAACAUCUCGGCUUCUUGAAUAAAACCAAUGACGGUAACCCCAACAACCACGCUUUUGGCGUCGAAUUUGAUGUGUUCCAAAACAAAGAAUUCGGUGACAUCAACGAUAAUCACGUCGGCGUUAACGUCAAUUCUCUAACUUCUCUGGCUUCUUACAAAGCUGGAUACUGGCUUGGUGAGGGCAGUAACGACACUAACUUGCCUUUCAAGGAAAUAAAGCUGAAUAGUGGAUACAACUAUCAAGCUUGGAUUGAGUACUGGAAUUACCAGCUCAGCAUAACAUUGGCUCCUGAAAAUGUGAAGAAGCCUGAGCAGCCUUUGAUUAGGGUUCCACUUGAUCUCUCUGAAGUUUUUCGUGAUGAAAUGUAUGUUGGUUUCACUGCAUCAACUGGCCAACUCAUUGAAGAUCAUAAAAUUCUGAGCUGGAGCUUCAAUAAUUGAAAGCUAGUACAAUUUUGAAAGUAGUUUGUCGAUAUACUCCCUGAACUUGUUGGUCACUUUCGAUUUUUCACUUGACUGUUUUUUAGAAUAAUUGCGAAUCGAACUAUAACAAAAAUAGCCAAUUAUCUCUCUGCCGUUGUAUUUCCUACCGUUACAUUCAAUGUUUAUCAUGAAUUUGUGGGGUUGGAAGAUUUGUACCUUCAUAAACAAGGCUCAUGACAUGCCUCA